AUGAAGUUCCCUACCCUGGCCAUCGCCCUGGCCAUACUCAUCUCGGGAGUCCAUGCCGGCGGCAAGAAGCCCCAGCCCUCGGUGUGGGAGGUCCACAGGAGCAGCAUGGAAACCUGGCUCAGGUGGCCCAAGAACGACACGAGAGGUCUACAUCUCAGCACCCUCCCCGCGUGCAUUCAGCGCUGCAUCACCCCCGAGCGGGCCAUCCUCGAUAUCUAUGGCGAGAAGGCGGACGCCCGCACCAUCAACCGGCGCAUCUUCUGCGACCCGCGACUCAACCUCCUUAACAUCUUCUUCCUCCACACCCUCGGGCCGUGCAGCCUGGAGAGCUGUCGACACGAGCACGGUUUGAACGACCUGCAAACCCACUUCAAGAAAUGGAUGACGGCGCUCUGCGCGGCCCCGGUUAUGAAGAAGCCUAGCAUUACCUGGGGCCUCAGAGACAAACAUACGUAUCCCCCGCCAAAGGAAAUGAUCGACCCUGCCGCCGCCGACGUAGACGGUCUCGUGGGCGAGGAUGCCGAGGAGAAGCUUGGCGGCGAUGUGGACGCCCUCAUGGAUGAGGACACUCAGGACUUGGAAUCUGUCGACGACAGCCCUGCCGCUCGUGCUGAUGCUCCCGCUGAUGCUCCCGCGAAGCCCGCUGUUACCGCCGCCAAGUUCACCGUCUGA
Molecule: messenger RNA, 672 nt
Organism: Colletotrichum higginsianum IMI 349063
Lineage: Eukaryota; Fungi; Ascomycota; Sordariomycetes; Glomerellales; Glomerellaceae
Exons: 1
Coding region: 1-672 (223 amino acids)
Source: RefSeq, a predicted model, not a curated record